GCUCGCCAAGGGAUCGAGGGAGGGAGGCGUCGGUGAGCGUCGGGGAGGGGAGCGAACCGUAACAUCCGAGCUGUUCCAAUGGCGACCCCUGCCGCUGUUGCUGUCGUCUCCGGCGCUUUGCUGGGGCGGUGGUAGCGCUGGAGGUAUACCUGUGUACUGCAGCGGACGGAGGAGUACUAGGUUGGUAGGUGGUUGUAGCUUUGCGCGUGACCCGGGCGCGCGCUCGCUCUCAGGCUUAGCAGCUCGUGUGCUCUCGCUCGCUUGCGUGCGCCGGGAAGGCAGUGGGUGGCUGGUCGGUUCUCGCGAGGGUGGAGGUGUACUGGUGUUGGUGGUGGUGCUCCUCCUCCGGUUGAUGAGCAUGGGGCAUUGCUCCGAGCAGCGGCCCGGUUUCGAGGUGACCAAGGACUGGAACGGCGCCGACCAGGUCGCGAUCCGGUCGCCCCGGGGGGCCUCCGUCCGGGUCUGCCUGCACGGCGGGCAGGUCGUCUCGUGGAAGAACGACCGCGGCGAGGAGCUUCUCUUCACUAGCAGCAAGGCAAUCUUCAAGCCGCCAAAAGCGACACGCGGUGGAAUUCCAAUAUGCUUCCCACAGUUUGGAAACUGUGGAACAUUGGAGCAGCAUGGAUUUGCAAGGAACAAGAUAUGGACAAUAGAUGAAGAGGCUCCACCACUAAAUUAUGGUGAUAACAACAACAAAGCUUCUGUUGACCUUCUGCUAAAGCCAUCUGAAGAUGACCUGAAGUGUUGGCCACACUGUUUCGAGUUACGUCUCAGAGUCUCUCUUUCAAUGGAUGGAGACCUUUCGCUGAUAUCACGUGUCAGGAAUGUUAAUGGGAAGCCAUUCAGUUUCGCAUUUGCUUAUCAUACUUAUCUUUCUGUUUCUGACAUCAGUGAAGUGAGGAUAGAAGGUCUGGAGACCCUUGAUUAUCUUGACAACCUUAGCCAGCGAGAACGUUUUACCGAACAAGGAGAUGCUAUAACAUUUGAAUCUGAGGUUGAUCGAGUCUAUGUUGGCUCCCCAGGCGUAAUUGCUGUUCUUGACCAUGAGAAGAAACGCACAUUCAUCAUACGAAAAGAGGGGCUCCCUGAUAUUGUUGUGUGGAACCCCUGGGAGAAGAAGUCGAAGACGAUGGCGGACUUCGGCGAUGACGAGUACAAGCAGAUGCUCUGCGUGGACGCGGCCGCGGUAGAGCGGGCCAUCACGCUGAAGCCCGGCGAGGAGUGGACGGGGAAGCUGGAGCUCUCCGCCGUGCCGUCGACCAACUGCAGCGACCACCUGGACCACCCGGGCAGGCUGUAGUAGAGCCCCCCCCGAGGCCUGAGCCUGAGCUCGCUCGCCCCUGACGAAAGGCAUGUACUACUUUUUUUCAAUGUUUGUACAUGGGGGCGCUAGGUCCAGCCCUGCUGGCUGCAGUAUUUUCAGCCUGCCAGCUGUUGAGUUUAAACUUAUGUCAGAUGCAAGUAUUGCUGUAAUCGACAUGGUUCCCGUUCCCGCAAUGUGAUGUCUCAAUAGUUUAUAUGCUUCU
Messenger RNA from Setaria italica (foxtail millet), 1526 nucleotides. RefSeq names its product putative glucose-6-phosphate 1-epimerase. The transcript is spliced from 8 exons. Gene Ontology annotation, molecular function: carbohydrate binding; isomerase activity. Gene Ontology annotation, biological process: carbohydrate metabolic process. NCBI's taxonomy places the organism in Eukaryota, Viridiplantae, Streptophyta, Magnoliopsida, Poales, Poaceae. The record is from RefSeq and is a predicted model, not a curated record. The coding region runs from base 353 to 1300 and encodes 315 amino acids.